Molecule: messenger RNA, 6456 nt
Organism: Neomonachus schauinslandi (Hawaiian monk seal)
Lineage: Eukaryota; Metazoa; Chordata; Mammalia; Carnivora; Phocidae
Gene: ARHGAP32
Product: Rho GTPase activating protein 32
Exons: 23
Coding region: 74-6376 (2100 amino acids)
Biological process (GO): small GTPase-mediated signal transduction
Cellular component (GO): cell cortex; nucleoplasm; fibrillar center
Molecular function (GO): GTPase activator activity; protein binding; phosphatidylinositol phosphate binding
Source: RefSeq, a predicted model, not a curated record
UAGAGCUGAACACCUUGAACACUGGUGGUGGUCUUUAUUCCAUUUCUUGAGGUUUAAAUUUUUUGAAAACAAGAUGGAGACUGAAAGUGAGAGUAGCACUUCAGGAGACGAUAGUGUCUUUUGGUUGGAUUCUGAAGUUUUAACCGAGAUGACUGGCAGUGAAGGGGGAGAGAGGGAAGACAACUUCAGGAAGAUGAAGUCCUCAGUACAUUCUGAAGAGGAUGAUUUUGUUCCAGAACUACAUAGAAAUGUUCACCCUCGAGAGCGGCCUGAUUGGGAAGAAACACUUAGCACAAUGGCAAGAGGAGCCGAUGUUCCAGAGAUUCCUGGAGAUCUUAGUCUUAAGACAUGUGGCGGUACAGCCAGUAUGAAGGUUAAACAUGUGAAAAAACCCACUAAUCCAGGACUGAUGGGCUGCGACAACAUUCACAGGUUACCCUUCACUAAAGGUCACUUUCCGAAGAUGGCUGAAUGUGCACAUUUCCAUUAUGAGAACGUUGAGUUUGGCAGCAUACAGCUUUCACUUUCAGAAGAACAGAAUGAAAUAACGAAAAAUGGCUGUGAAUCUAAAGAGCUGGUCUACCUCGUGCACAUUGCUUGUCAGGGCAAAAGUUGGAUUGUUAAAAGAAGUUAUGAAGAUUUUCGGGUACUUGAUAAACAUCUUCAUUUAUGUAUUUAUGACCGACGAUUCUCCCAACUCUCAGAGCUUCCCCGUUCUGAUGCCCUGAAGGACAGUCCAGAGUCUGUCACUCAGAUGCUUAUGGCUUACCUAUCCCGCCUUUCAGCUAUUGCUGGCAACAAGAUCAAUUGUGGACCUGCCCUUACUUGGAUGGAGAUUGAUAAUAAGGGAAAUCAUCUUCUAGUUCAUGAGGAAUCAUCCAUUAACACUCCUGCUGUUGGUGCUGCCCACGUUAUCAAGAGGUACACUGCUCGGGCCCCUGAUGAAUUGACUUUAGAGGUGGGAGAUAUCGUUUCUGUUAUUGACAUGCCCCCAAAAGUUUUAAGCACAUGGUGGAGAGGCAAGCAUGGAUUUCAGGUGGGACUCUUCCCUGGACACUGCGUUGAAUUAAUUAAUCAGAAAGUUCCCCAGUCAGUGACCAACUCAGUGCCCAAACCAGUGUCUAAAAAGCACGGCAAGCUCAUUACUUUCUUACGCACAUUCAUGAAGUCUCGUCCAACAAAACAGAAGCUGAAGCAGCGGGGGAUUUUGAAAGAGAGGGUGUUUGGUUGUGACCUGGGGGAGCACCUUCUGAAUUCUGGUUUUGAAGUGCCCCAGGUUCUUCAGAGCUGUACAGCAUUCAUUGAGAGAUAUGGCAUUGUGGAUGGAAUAUAUCGUCUCUCUGGCGUUGCCUCUAAUAUCCAGAGACUACGCCAUGAAUUUGACUCUGAACAUGUCCCCGACUUGACAAAAGAACCAUAUGUUCAAGACAUCCAUUCCGUGGGCUCCCUCUGUAAGCUAUAUUUUCGAGAGCUCCCAAACCCUCUGCUUACCUACCAGCUGUAUGAGAAAUUUUCUGAUGCUGUUUCAGCAGCAACAGAUGAAGAAAGGCUGAUAAAAAUUCACGAUGUCAUCCAGCAACUCCCCCCUCCACACUACAGAACGCUCGAGUUCCUGAUGAGACACUUGUCUCUUCUAGCUGACUAUUGUUCCAUCACAAAUAUGCAUGCAAAAAACCUCGCAAUUGUUUGGGCUCCAAACCUGCUAAGAUCCAAACAGAUAGAAUCUGCCUGCUUCAGUGGAACGGCAGCUUUCAUGGAAGUGAGGAUUCAGUCUGUGGUGGUUGAAUUCAUCCUGAAUCAUGUAGAUGUCCUCUUCAGCGGGAAAAUCAGUGCCGUCAUUCAGGAUGGGGCAGCUUCUCUAUCAAGACCCAAGUCCCUGCUGGUUUCCUCUCCGUCCACCAAGUUGCUGACAUUGGAGGAAGCCCAGGCACGAACGCAAGCUCAGGUCACCUCUCCAAUUGUGACUGAAAAUAAAUACAUCGAAGUAGGAGAAGGACCUGCUGCACUUCAGGGAAAGUUUCAUACCAUAAUUGAGUUCCCACUUGAAAGGAGGAGGCCUCAAAAUAAAAUGAAAAAAUCUCCCGUGGGCAGCUGGCGUUCCUUUUUCAACUUGGGGAAAUCGUCGUCCGUUUCCAAGCGGAAGUUGCAGCGGAACGAGAGUGAGCCUUCCGAGAUGAAAGCCCUGUCUCUGAAAGGUGGCAGGGCAGAAGGAACCCUCCGUUCAGCUAAAAGCGAAGAAUCUCUUACAUCUCUCCAUGCAGUCGAUGGUGACUCCAAGCUGUUCAGACCCAGAAGACCCAGAUCUAGCAGUGACGCACUGAGUGCCUCUUUUAACGGAGAAAUGCUGGGGAACCGCUGUAAUUCCUAUGAUAAUCUGCCCCAUGACAAUGAGAGUGAGGAGGAAGUAGGGCUGCUGCAUAUUCCAGCUCUUAUGUCUCCUCACGCAGCUGAGGAUGUUGACUUGAGCCCACCGGACAUUGGCGUCGCCAGCCUGGAUUUUGACCCAAUGUCAUUUCAGUGCAGCCCCCCUAAGGCUGAAUCAGAAUGUCUGGAGAGCGGGGCUUCCUUUCUAGAUUCAUUAGGAUACUCCCAGGAGAAAUCAAGCUCCAACAAAAAGGAUACAGAAGCAGGUGGUAGCCAGUCUCAGACGCCAGGAAGCACUGCAAGUUCUGAAGCUGUCUCUCCUCUUCAGGAGAAACUGAGUCCAUUCUUUACCCUGGACUUGAGCCCAACUGAAGAGAAAUCAUCCAAGCCAUCCUCAUUCACUGAAAAGGUCGUCUAUGCUUUCUCUCCAAAGAUUGGACGGAAAUUAAGCAAAUCACCUUCUAUGAACAUAUCUGAGCCAAUUUCAGUGACUCUUCCCACUCGGGUGUCAGAAGUCAUCGGGACUGUGUCAAAUACAGCAGCUCCGAAUGCAUCUUCUCCAACCUGGAGCAAAAGUGUUGAAGACAGUGAUGUCAUAAAUAGAUCCCCCACCCAGGUAGGAAAGAUGAAAACAAGUGAGAGAGAGGCCCAAGGAGGAUGUGAGUCUGAAGUCCAGCCCCUAGACCAGGGGGCUGCUGCAGAAGUAGAGUCUCCAGGGAAAGAGGAGCAGGUCGUCGCGAGCAGUCAGAGUAAGGCUGUACCUUCUGGACAGACUCAGACAGGAGCAGUUACCCAUGACCCCCCUCAGGAUUCCGUUCCCGUCAGUUCAGUCUCUCUUAUCCCACCACCACCGCCUCCGAAAAACGUUGCCCGCCUGUUGGCGCUAGCAUUAGCUGAGUCCGCGCAGCAAGCCUCAACUCAGUCACUGAAGAGACCAGGGACUUCCCAGGCUGCUUAUUCACAUUAUGGAGACAUAGCAGUGGCUGCUACCGAAGAUAAACUGCCCAGUCCCUACUCUAGUGUUACUCUAGAUAAAGCCUAUUUCCAAACUGAUAGGCCAGCAGAGGAGUUCCAUCUCCAGAACAGUGUAUCUGGGGACUGUGACCAGCCUAGUCCAGAUCCAGCCGCCCCUGGGAAUCCUCCCCAUGCCAGUGCAACCGAAGCUGGGGAGCAGCUCCACCAGGUAGACUUCCCAGGGAGUUACCCAUAUCGAACCCAUUUACCUGGGGACCCAGACAAGGCCAGAAUCACUUCCGUUCCCUUAAUGGACUCUAAGUCUGAUGAUCACCUAAGUUUCCCCGAAGACCAGUCCGGGAAGACCAGUAUGCCAACUGUCUCCUUUAUGGAUCAGGAACAGGGUCAGCUUCAUUUCUACAGUGGAGAGCAGCCUCCUUCUUAUCUUGGUGCAAGUGUGGAUAAACCCCAUCAUCACCCUUCAGAACUUGCAGACAAGUCUCCCACACCUUCUAAUUUGCCUCGGGACAAAAGCUACCCUCCAUCUGGGUCCCCUGAAGAGAAUCUCAGCACGGCCGCCAUGGCUUACCUGACAACCGCUCUAGCAACAGCCGAGAUGAGCACCAGGGAAGCCAGCUGGGAUGUGGUUGAACAAGCCACCGCAGCUGAUUGCCCUGCUGUCACGCUUCAGCGCCCUCCGAGAACUAAUCGUCCCCUCCCGCCACCUCCUUCCCAGAGAUCAGCAGAGCCGCUGCCAGUCAUGGGGCAGGUACAGGCAGCCACCAACAUAGGACUAAAUAAUUCCCACAAGGUGCAAGUGGUCCCAGCUCCAGAGAGACCACCUGACCCCAGAGCCAUGGAUGACCCCGCACCUGUCCUGGGCAGUGAUGGUGCAGCGGCCCAGUGUCCCGUCUCUGGUCCUGCCCUCCAGCCAAGCCUUCCUGAAAAGGUGCGGGAAGGUGCCAGGGCCCCACCGUUGCCCCUGCGUGCCGACUCCGUCCCCGUGUACUCGUCCUGUGGCUUUCCCACACCGGUUCCCCCCACCAGGACAAUGGAGAAUAAAAUGGCCACAGCCGUACACUCCAGCAGUGUGGACGCCCUCAGCAGUUCCGGCUAUCAUCCCUUUGUCACUGCUUCCUCAGCCUCUGUGGAUGACGCUCUGCCUUUACCACUGCCCGUCCCACAACCUAAGCAUGCUUCGCAGAAAACGACUUAUUCUACCUUUGCUAGGCCUGAUGUCACCACUGAACCCUUUGGGCCAGAAAACUGUUUGCAUUUCAGUAUGAAUCCAAACUGCCAGUACCGUCCCCAGAGUGUACCUCCACAUCAUAAUAAAUUGGAGCAGCACCAGGUGUACGGUUCCAGAUCAGAGCCACCAGCCUCCAUGGGACCUCGUUAUAACACAUACGUGGCCCCGGGAAGAAAUGCAUCUGGACACCACGCCAAACCAUGCAGCCGAGUUGAGUAUGUAUCUUCUUUGGGCUCCACAAUUAGGAGUAGUUGUUACCCUGAAGAUAUUCCCCCGUACCCGACCAUCCGGAGGGUACAGUCUCUCCAUGCCCCUCCAUCUUCCAUGAUUCGCUCUGUUCCCAUUUCCCGGACAGAAGUUCCCCCAGAUGAUGAACCAGCCUACUGCCCAAGACCCCUGUACCAGUAUAAGCCAUAUCAGUCCUCGCAGGCCCGCUCAGAUUAUCAUGUCACUCAGCUUCAGCCUUACUUUGAGAAUGGUCGGGUCCACUACCGGUACAGCCCAUACUCCAGUUCUUCUAGUUCCUAUUACAGUCCAGAAGGAGCCCUGUGUGACGUGGAUGCCUACGGCACAGUACAACUGAGGCCCCUUCACCGCCUACCCAAUCGCGAUUUUGCCUUCUACAAUCCUAGGCUGCAAGGAAAGAACUUGUACAGUUAUGCUGGUUUGCUCCCACGUCCCCGGGCCAACAUGACUGGCUACUUCUCUGGUAAUGACCAUAAUGUAGUCAACAUGCCUCCAACUGCUGACGUAAAGCACACGUACACAUCAUGGGAUCUCGAGGACAUGGAAAAAUACCGCAUGCAAUCCAUCCGGAGAGAGAGCCGCGCUCGGCAGAAGGUGAAAGGGCCUGUUAUGUCCCAGUAUGAUAACAUGACCCCAGCCGUGCAAGAUGACUUGGGUGGGAUCUAUGUCAUCCACCUCCGUAGUAAAUCAGAUCCUGGGAAAACUGGACUUCUCUCGGUGGCAGAGGGAAAGGAGGGGCGGCAUCCAGCCAAGGCCGUCAGUCCUGAGGGAGAGGACCGCUUCUAUAGGAAGCAUCCAGAGCCAGAGUUCGAUAGAGCCCACCACCACGGAGGAUAUGGCAAUGGACAGUCAGAGAAACCGACUCUCCCUCAGAAGCAAAGUAGCCUCAGGAACAGGAAGCUUCACGACAUGGGUUGUAGUCUCCCUGAGCACAGGGCACAUCAGGAAGCAAGCCAUAGGCAGUUAUGUGAAUCAAAAAAUGGGCCACCUUACCCGCAAGGAGCUGGCCAGUUAGAUUAUGGGCCCAAAGGGAUUCCAGACACUUCUGAGCCAGUCAGCUACCAUAACUCUGGAGGGAAAUAUAUUCCAUCGGGGCAGGAGUCUCUCAGACUGAACCACAAAGAGGUGAGGCUCUCCAAAGAGCUGGAGAGGCCUCGGGCUAGGCCUCCUGCCCCAGAGAAACACUCCAGAGACUGCUACAAGGAGGAGGAACACCUCCCCCAGUCAAUAGUCCCACCCCCGAAACCGGAGAGGAGUCACAGCCUGAAACUCCAUCAUACUCAGAAUGUGGAGAGGGACCCCGGUGUUCUGUACCAAUACCAAACACAUGGCAAGCGCCAGAGCAGUAUGACUGUUGUGUCCCAGUAUGAUAACCUGGAGGGUUACCACUCCCCACCCCAGCACCAGCGAGGAGGCUUUGGAGGAGGAGCAAUGGGGACCUAUGUGGCCCCUGGCUUUCCCCACCCACAAAACAGGACAUAUGCUACAGCUUUGGGUCAGGGGGCCUUCCUGCCCACAGAGUUGUCUUUGCAGCACCCUGAAACACAGAUCCAUGCAGAAUGAGCCCUGGAGCAAUAGAGAUGAAGCAGCCUCUGCUGGACAGUGGACUGUUCUAUUUUUUUUCAGUAACCAAAAAGAUUAAA